This is a messenger RNA of Sardina pilchardus (European sardine), 4069 nucleotides long. It is a transcript of the gene marveld2b, whose product is annotated as MARVEL domain containing 2b. NCBI's taxonomy places the organism in Eukaryota, Metazoa, Chordata, Actinopteri, Clupeiformes, Clupeidae. The transcript is spliced from 14 exons. The record is from RefSeq and is a predicted model, not a curated record. Gene Ontology annotation, biological process: bicellular tight junction assembly. The coding region runs from base 394 to 3414 and encodes 1006 amino acids. Gene Ontology annotation, cellular component: apical plasma membrane; cytoplasmic vesicle; bicellular tight junction.
AAACGAAAACAGUCGACGAGGGUCACAACUCUUCGGGCAUUGUGAACACUAACACCUGUAUAAUUGUAGGCUACUAGGUCUAGACAGAAGUAGCCUGACAAUCCGUCGAAACUUGUGUGCAGUCUCUCAGAGCAUCCGUUUUGUUUAUUCAGGUUUCUCGUCGACAUAAGCUUAGCAAAGAUUCUUUGUGGUGUAGUUCUAGUUUUAAAAACAUUGUCUAACAUGUAAAAUCCAAUAAUGUUAGACAGAAACAUGAAUAGCCAUAAGUUAGCUUUUUAUAGCAGUUCGAGUUUUGUUUCUUGUUCAGACUGGAAACAUCGUGGUCUGCAGGUGCGGUGGACCUCAGAGCAACGCAAAGCUUAUUGAGAGAGGUUCUAUGAAAAAACACUCACCAUGUCUGCAUGGAAUGAGUCAAAUGCUCGCUUUGACCGGGUCAGAGAUCCACAUUAUGACCAGGUGCCCAUCGGAUCACUUGCAAGGGACACAGAGCUGGCCCUGAGUGCAGACCCCCUCCCACCCCCGCCCCUUCCUUCGCACCCUCCGGUUGGAUCUGAGUUCUACCCAAGUGACACAGAGGACGGCCACGACGACGCCAUGGACAUCAAACCUGUCCAUCGUUUCCUCCCCGACUCUGUGAAGAACUUUUUCCGUGGCAGCAAGCGCUGGUCGUCCCGUUCAGACUCACCAGAGAAAAACACUACCUCUGGUGGUGUGCCAUGCUCUCCUCCAAACUCCUGCCCCCCUUCUCCGGGUCCGCCUGGGUCAUACCUUGACCCUUACGGUGGGUCCGGAGGUAGUUACACUUCCCAGAAAGAACGCGAGGCCAUGUUGUUGGGGGAGCCGGUGGAGUCGGUGUCUGGGGUGUCCGGGCGCUCGGCCAUGACCUACAGCGAGCGCGUGGAGGACUACCACCAGCGCUACGCCUACAUGAAGUCCUGGGCUGGGCUGCUGCGCAUCCUGGCCUGCGUGGAGCUGCUGCUCGGGGCGGCCGUCUUCGCCUGCGUCUGCGCCUACGUGCACAAGGACAACGAGUGGUUCAACAUGUUCGGCUACUCCCAGCCCGGCAUGGGCAUCGGGGGAAUGGGUGGUGGCGCCAUGGGAGGCAUGUAUGGAGGUGGGAGCCAGUACACGGGGCCCAAGACUCCCUUCGUCCUUGUGGUCGCCGGCUUGGCGUGGGUGGUGACGGUCAUCAUGCUGGUGCUGGGCAUGACCAUGUACUACCGCACCAUCCUGCUGGACUCCAGCUGGUGGCCCCUCACGGAGUGCAUCAUCAAUUUUGCAUUGAGCAUGCUGUACAUGGCCGGUGGCAUCGUCUAUGUGAGAGACACUACCCGGGGGGGCCUCUGCAACUACCACGUGUUCAACAAUGGCCCCAAUGCAGCCUUUUGCCGCACCGAAGCGGGCCAAACCGCAGCCGUGAUCUUCCUCUUUGUUAACAUGGUGGUGUAUCUGGUGGGCUCUGCCGUUUGCGUGAAGCUAUGGAGGCACGAGGCGGCCCGAAUGCGUCGUGAGGCAUUAGCGCAUGAGAUGAAGACGACUGCAUCAUUGCCAUUUGGAUUGACCGGCCCAGGCUCCAGUGUUUCUGAACCAGUGAGGCAGGCUAUGCUGUCGGUCCAGCCUGAUGGCCGAUCGCUGUCUCCCGCACCCACAAUAGAGCCGGAGAUCAUCCGGGGUCACAUUCCAGCCGGACACAUUCCCAAACCUGUGAUCAUUCCAGAUUAUGUGGCGAAAUACCCCCCUAUUUACUCCGAUGAGGAGCGUGAUAACUAUAAGGCAGUGUUCAAUGACCAGUACGCAGAGUACAAGGAGCUACACGCUGAGGUUGAGGUCCUGAUCAAGAAGUUUGAUGAGAUGGACAACAUGAUGCAGAACAUCCGUCCUACCAGCCAAAUGGAGAAGGAGCGUGUCGACGCAGUCAUACAGGAGUAUCAGAGGAAAAAGAUGGAUCCAACGUUCUUGGAGAAAAAAGAGAGGUGUGAAUAUCUCAAGAGCAAGCUGGCUCACAUCAAGCAGAAAAUAUAUGAAUAUGAACAACAGGGCCACCGGAACCGAUCGCAGCACACCUACACUUACGAUGAGAAGCUCCUGCACUUUUACCGCUGGACUUCCCCACCUGGUGUGAUGAAGAUCAUGUCCAUCAUCAUCAUCAUCAUGUGUGUGGCUGUGUUUGCCUGUGUGGCCUCCACGCUGGCCUGGGACUAUGACAUGUCUUCCAUGGGGAUGGGAGGCCUUGGGAUGGGGGGCCUUGGAGGUGGGAUUGGAGGAGGGGGCUACGGUGGGGGUGUUGGCAGCGGAGGCUCUUAUGGCGGGGGGGGUUUUGGUGGGGGAGCAGGCACAGGAAGCUAUGGUGGCUAUGGUGGGGGUGGGUACAUGGAUCCCAAGUCGGGCAAGGGCUUCAUCAUCGCGAUAGCAGCCAUCACCUUCAUCGCUGUGCUCAUCAUCUUCAUCCUGGUCGUGUCACGCCAGAGCACCUCCCGCGCACCCAACUUCUACUUGGGGGCCAUCAUCGUCUCGGCCAUCCUGGCUCUUCUGAUGCUCAUUGCCACCAUCGUCUACCUGGUGGCUGUUAACCCGCGGGCCCAGUCGUCGGGGUCCAUGAUGUACAGCCAGGUCCUAAUGAUGUGUGCCCAGUUCCAGAACCAAGGGCAGGCGUCGGGCGCCCUCCUCAUUAACCAGUACCUGUACCAUUACUGUGUGGUGGAGCCGCAGGAGGCCGUUGCUAUUGUUCUCGGUUUUCUCAUAGUCGUGGGCCUCAUCAUCCUGCUGGUGUUUGCGGUGAGGACUCGCGGGCAGAUCCGCAGAUAUGGCAGAGACCGCGUCCUGUGGGAGGAGGUCAAGAUGCUCCGGGAUGUGGGACCCCAGAGUGUUGGGGAGUGGGUGACGAGUGUAUCGGGCGAACCAAACGCUCUGGUGAAUGACUACAAUGACCGCGUCGGUGGUUCUAUAAACUUCCUGGAUGAAGGCCUGAAUAAGGAGAGACCCAUAUACCUCCCAGGGAGCUCUGACAUUACAAGCUCCUUGGGCGGCCUGAAGAGCAAGCUGAAGGGCAGUGACAUGGGAACAGAGUCUGCUGAUGAACUGGACGACCUUGACUUGGACAGUGAGUUCCCUCCUAUUGUCACAGAGGAGCAGAGGCUGGACUACAAGCGUGCGUUUGAUAGGGACCACAUGGAGUACAAGCGGAUUCAAGCGGAGAUCGACGAUGUUAACCUGGGAGUGACCGAGGUGGACAGAGAGCUGGACAGACUGCAGGAGGGCAGCCCACAAUUCCUGGAUGCCAUGGAUGAAUACAACAGACUGAAGAACCUAAAGAGGUCAGCAGAAUACCAAAUGAAGAAGAAGAGGAGCAAGUACCUGAAGGCUACGCUGUCCCACUUAAAGAGGAGGGUCAGCCAGUAUGAUCACAGACCAUGAAGACUUCUGACCUUUGACCUUUUACUUGUCGUCCAUGCCUGUUCUGUGCUCAGGCCUUUUAGUAUUUCUUGUGUUGAGUGUUUCUUUUGAGAUUAGGAGCCAGACAAGUCAAAUUGUGUAGCUGUGUUUUUAACUAUUCUCAUGUGUGUGCAAGUGCUGUGCGGCAGUCUGUGAAGGCACAAAAGCAAUGUGAUGAAGUUACUGCAGCACUAGUAGAAUACGAGUUCCUCUACCAUGAAUGUAUAUAAAUCUCAUUAUUCUUUUCUUAUUCUUAAUUAAUACGGCAUUAUUUGAGCACUUUUUAAAGCUUUUACUCAAAUCCAAGAUUGAGCCUCAAAACAAAAUGAAGUUAUAACCUUUUUUGUGAGUUUCCUCUUUUUUUUUUUAGGAAGAUGUAGGCUAAUUUUUUGACUUGAUCUGUAUUGAUAUUUACAUUGCUUUGUGUCACUCUUUUAAUGAAUUUAUAGACAAAUACUGUGGUAUGUGUACUUGCAUUUAACAGAUCAUUAUUCUCAGGUAAUCAAAUCAGCACCAUAGGCUAUUACAGCUGUAUUUACUUCUCAUUGUGCCAGAUAUCAAGGGAUUAACUGUACAGUGUGUUUUAUAUUUUGUAAAUAUGCAUUUUGAAUAAAACAUGAUUUCUGGAUUACACAAA